Molecule: messenger RNA, 1651 nt
Organism: Phytophthora nicotianae INRA-310
Lineage: Eukaryota; Oomycota; Peronosporomycetes; Peronosporales; Peronosporaceae
Exons: 8
Coding region: 52-1479 (475 amino acids)
Cellular component (GO): extracellular region
Molecular function (GO): sphingomyelin phosphodiesterase activity
Source: RefSeq, a predicted model, not a curated record
UGAUUCCACUUCAAUAGAAGGCGGGCAUCGCAGCACGACAGUAGGGGAAGCAUGGCGCUCGCUCUGCAGGUCCUCACACUGUGUCUCGUGCUUUGUGGAGGUCUCUGCUACUUGGACGUCUAUGCGAAGAACAUUACUGUUCAAGUAUGGGAAAACGACGUCCCAAUGCUCCAUAAUUAUGCCUCCACAGCCGUCGACAGCAUGAGCUUUGAAGUGCUCCAGUACAAUCUCUUUGGCAGACCGUUCGAAGUCUCCAAGGACGGACAGAGUGAGCGACUGCAGCGAGUGCCUGAGUCACUACAUCAGAUUUCAGAGACCAUCGACGUUGUGACUUUCGCGGAGGCAGAUAUUCGAACGCAACGCGAUGAAAUGUUGGACCAAUUCAGAGUGUUUGGAUUCAACUAUUCCACGACAAUUCUGCACGAUCCAGACCCGUUCACAAGUUUACUGAACGGAGGAGUGAUGGUGGUGUCCAAGUGGCCCAUCAUUCGAGAGGCGCAGCACGUGUAUCGCAAUGCCUGUCAUUACUCUGACUGUCUGGCUGCCAAGGGAGUCAAGUACGCAAGAUUAUUAAAAUCGGUUGACGGAACAGCCAAGAUCUUCAAUGUGUUCGCCACGCACAUGCAGGCGUGGUCGACACCUGAAGGCCGGUCGGACCGAAUUCAGCAAGCUAAGCAGAUGCGUCAAUUCAUCGAUGCAAUUGAUAUCCCGCAUCACGAGCCGUUGAUCUUCGCAGGAGACUUUAACGUCGACAAUCACACUUUUGGAGACGAGGUGGCGCACCUGGUGGCGCUGCUUGAAGCUCAUGAGCCUCGACAAAUAGGCAAGCAAGCUUUUACGAGCGACCCACACACGAACGUACUUGUUGGGCGUGACGGAGCUGCGAUCAGCAACAAAUGCUCAGCGCAAUACGUAGCGAACUGGGGGCCGCCGAAGGAUGGCGUGUUCCACCCGUCAUUUCUCACGCGUACAACCUGCGGAAUGCACAGCGAGAUCAAUGAGUCAAAGUGGCUGGUAUUCGUUGACCCCGACACAAUGUGCUACUGCCCAUGCUGUCCAUUGGAGUGGCUAGACUACGUUCUUUACGGCAAAGCUCCUUAUCAGCAGCCCAGUAAAGUCCCAACACUCGAAGCCCACGUGAACCAAGUCAAGCAUUUCACCGUGGACUGGACAGCACCGCAAAGCAACAUGAAGAUGGCGCUGGUCGAUUUAUCCGAUCAUUACCCGGUACACGCGAAGUUCGAGUUCCCAGUUACUCGUGGUAAAGGGAGGGAUGACGAUCCCUUAACGUACCAUUUGGACGGAUGCUCAACGGACGAUGAUUGCCACUUCCGCAACUUCCGCUGCUACUGCAAUGGACCCAACUGCUUCUACCAGGGCAACCACACGAAUGGAUGGGACCUCGACUCGAACCACCCAGUCAACCGCAAUUGUUUGUUCCAAAAAACCUCCUUCAGGUGCCUAUGUGGACCGACAUGAUGGUAGUUGUUGAAUGUGGCUAAAGUAAAAUACAUAUAGGUACCAGUGAGGGCGUUACGUACCACUAAGAGCACAGACUUUUAAAGCCAAGUGAACAUGUAACGACCCACCUAUCCUUGGCUGCUUAGUGGCGUCCUUAGGAGACAUCGACUUCUCCAGAGUUUCAAAAGAC